CAUAUGUCGAGAUCGAUUAGAAUUGAGUAUCUAAUUCAUAAUAUGGUGUACUGUUAGCGAAUCAAUAAUUAGUUAGCAUGUUUGUAAAAUAAAUACCGACGCACCUAGGUUACUGACCUGACAGCGGCACUCUUUUCAUCAACAUCUAUACAGUUUUGUGAAGCUGAGCAAACUCAAGUGUGUGUUUGUUUAUUUAUUUAUUUGUUUAUUUAUUUUCAAUACAACUGCGGCGCGUCCUAUAUAAAACACGUUCUGAACCAUGACGAUUCUUCUGUGUUUAUAGCGUGAAGGCAAUAUGGGCUAAACAAAGAAACAUAUGCUGACACUCUCCGUAUAGAGCCAUCAGUGAUCGAGAGCAGUUUUGCACGGGACAGCAUCCGGAAUCGGGUGCUGACUGAUACAUUAAUGGUGAUUGAAACGCCAUGGAAGACGCUGGAUCAGACCUCAAUGCACACAGAUCAGCAAUCAUAUCCGAGUUAAAUAACGCCCGAACCACCACCCAAAACUUGUGAGUCACCCUGCCCAAGUAAAGGACCUACAGGCAUUGGUAGCCCUGACUGACCCAGAGGAAGGCAAGUUAAUCCAGUCUCGAGAUAAAACCCUGAGCUCUUUGGAGGUCUGGAAGUCCAUGUUUGCAGCAGCUGCACUGAAUACAGAGUAGAGACACCAUUGUAAUGAGUGGCAAAGACGCCGACGGGGAUGCCAGACGGGCAGUGCCCGGCAAGGCCACAGACUGCGACAGCACGGUGCUUUCAGACACCAUCUCCCUGAGCGACUCCGACCCCGAGGACUCCACGGCUCCCUACGACCCUGAAGUGGAAGACUUAUCCUCGGACGAGUCCUCCGAUGGGGACUGCAGCCCUGAAGAGCCUGCGAGACGCUUUGGAUCUGCGUCUGCUGCUACGAAGGAGCCUUUCCAGCUGAAAGGUACAAGCUCAGGCUUCUCCUUCCGCAGCCAGAGCAUAUUCGACAGCCUGGGGGCCGCUGGCAGAUGCGCAGCGCCUUCCCUAGGGGAAGAUGACCUCAUCGACGGCCCCUUCGUGCGCCCCCUACCCCCUCUGGCCAAGAAGGAGGAUGCGGAACACGGGGCUCCCAGGCCCCUCUCCAGGGCCGUGCCAGACUACCUGGCCCACCCAGAACGCUGGACCAAGUACAGCCUGGAAGACGUGCCGGAAAGCAGCAACCAGAGGAACACCGCGGUGGCCCAGGAUUUCAUGGAGAGCCUGCAGAAGAGGAAAGGAGAGUCGAUGGACACUCAGGAGUCCUUCUCUCCAUCCUUCAACCAAGAGAACUCCAGCAGCGCGUCAGGCUGCAGGAUCGUCUUCUCCAAGCCCAGCAGAGCUGCGGAUGCUGCAGAGAAACGGGAGGAGUGCGAGGGGAGGGAAAGGAGCCUGGAGGAGGAGGAGGAGGAGGUGAAGAAGGUGGGUCUGCUACACCUGAAGGAGCUGGAUGAUGAAGUGAAAGCAGACCUGAAGAGGAAGAGGGCUGAUGAGGGGGAGGGAACGGGGGGGCGGGCUGCAGCAGUGGGAUUUCACAGCAGCCGGAAGAUUAACAGGAAGAACAUCCGAAAGACUGUGGAGAACCAGAAGGAGGAUGACUAGAUACCCACGAGUCAGCCGUGAAUAGGGAUUGGAGAGGGAUGAGGGAGAAGUCUUUUACUAACCUGUUUUUUUUUUUUCCAAUCGCAAGGAAUGUUUCUGUUGCCCUCCAAACAUUGUUCCUUUCAUCAUUGCAAUAGUGUGUUCAGGACAGUAUAUAACAUGUAUCGCCAGUUCUCACGAGUCACAAGCAACCUGCAUAUCCCCUUGGCUCACCCAGACUGCUUAUCAUUAGCUGAAAAUCUUCCUUUAGAACAAUGCAGUGCAGGGUAAUAAUAGCAAUAGAUGAGCCCCUACCAUAGAGUGUGUGUGUGUCUGCUAGCUAUCUUCUUUAUCUUCUGUCAUUUCUUCAAUAUGCAGAUGGGAGAUCAUGCAAGGAAAGGCUUCCGGUAGCUUGAAACACUGUAUUUGUAAUAAAUUGCAUUGUAUUCAGAUCUGUAUAUGAAGAACAUUCAUACUUUUACAAUGCUGCAGAAAAAUGUGAAACUGUUUUGGUUGUUUGCUAUUAGUAACAUGUUUUGAUAGGUGAUUGUGAAUAAAUAAAAAUACAUGGAAUAGUACAGUACUGUUGAACAAUAAAUAGAUUUUAGAAGAACAAGUUUUGUCCUGCUUAGUGUUACCUGACACUGCAUAUUUAAACAUACUUCUUAAAGUGUUUCCUGACCUGAUCGUUUCUGUGGGACUUAAAAUGAAAUAAAAAC
Messenger RNA from Polyodon spathula (Mississippi paddlefish), 2299 nucleotides. RefSeq names its product protein TSSC4-like. The record is from RefSeq and is a predicted model, not a curated record. Bases 675 to 1601 code for a protein of 308 amino acids. Lineage: Eukaryota; Metazoa; Chordata; Actinopteri; Acipenseriformes; Polyodontidae. The transcript is spliced from 4 exons.